Gorilla gorilla gorilla (western lowland gorilla) is the source of this 1005-nucleotide messenger RNA. RefSeq names its product ubiquinol-cytochrome c reductase complex assembly factor 3 (gene UQCC3). Lineage: Eukaryota; Metazoa; Chordata; Mammalia; Primates; Hominidae. The record is from RefSeq and is a predicted model, not a curated record. The coding region runs from base 344 to 739 and encodes 131 amino acids. The transcript has 2 exons. Gene Ontology annotation, cellular component: mitochondrial inner membrane. Gene Ontology annotation, biological process: mitochondrial electron transport, ubiquinol to cytochrome c; mitochondrial respiratory chain complex III assembly.
AGGGGAUGAAGAGGGAUGUGUAUGUGUGUAGAUGCCCUCCAUGCGCUGUGUUGAAAACGCGCGGGUGACUGCAGGAAACCACAGAGCACAUCUCCGGCCUCUACUGAUCGGGAAACGUCGGAAGACAGAAAAAUGGGCAAUCAUAAAACCCACGGCAACCAUGAAGACACGCACUCUCCCCCUAGCAAUCCCACCCCGGAAUUGAGGACACAGGGUCCGCGCGCUCAGCCCUUGGUGCCAGCACUUCUUGGACACCUCAACCCCCUCAGCUAAACCUGAGAUCCAGGCGCUCCGGAUUCUAAACGUUUCCUCGAGCAGGUCCUCUCUAGCCGGCCGCUUAUCUAUGGUUUCUGCUAUAGGGCGCUCUAGCCUGCGCCAAGGGGUAGUGAGACCGCGCGGCAACAGCUUGCGGCUGCGGGGAGCUCCCGUGGGCGCUCCGCUGGCUGUGCAGGCGGCCAUGGAUUCCUUGCGGAAAAUGCUGAUCUCAGUCGCAAUGCUGGGCGCAGGGGCUGGCGUGGGCUACGCGCUCCUCGUUAUCGUGACCCCGGGAGAGCGGCGGAAGCAGGAAAUGCUAAAGGAGAUGCCACUGCAGGACCCGCGGAGCAGGGAGGAGGCGGCCAGGACCCAGCAGCUAUUGCUGGCCACUCUGCAGGAGGCAGCGACCACGCAGGAGAACGUGGCCUGGAGGAAGAACUGGAUGGUUGGCGGCGAAGGCGGCGCCGGCGGGAGGUCACCGUGAGACCGGACUUGCCUCCGUGGGCGCCGGACCUUGGCUCGGGCGCAGGAAUCCGAGGCAGCCUUUCUCCUUCGUGGGCCCAGCGGAGAGUCCGGACCGAGAUACCAUGCCAGGACUCUCCGGGGUCCUGUGAGCUGCCGUCGGGUGAGCACGUUCCCCCCAAACCCUGGACUGAUUGCUUUAAGGUCCGCAAGGCGGGCCAGGGCCGAGACGCGAGUCGGAUGUGGUGAACUGAAAGAACCAAUAAAACCAUGUUCCUCCACCCAGAA